Alligator mississippiensis (American alligator) is the source of this 2394-nucleotide messenger RNA. RefSeq names its product testis specific serine kinase substrate (gene TSKS). The record is from RefSeq and is a predicted model, not a curated record. Gene Ontology annotation, molecular function: protein kinase binding. NCBI's taxonomy places the organism in Eukaryota, Metazoa, Chordata, Crocodylia, Alligatoridae. Gene Ontology annotation, cellular component: centriole. The transcript is spliced from 11 exons. The coding region runs from base 852 to 2378 and encodes 508 amino acids.
UUGGAGAUAGAUUACUUGAGUUCUCUCCCAACUGUGGGAAGGGUGUGGGGUUAAGUGGUUAGAACAGGGGGCUGCGAGCCAGGACGCCUGGGUUCUUUCCGAGCCGUAGGAGGGUGGCGAGAUGGGCCAGACUUGAGGAUGGGCCUGGGUUCCCCACAACUCCCCCGUAUUUUACACUGGUUUUGCUUCCUCUUUUCCCUCCCUGCAGCUCCAGGAGUAUAGAGGAGCCGGAAGGUUGCAAAACGCCUGCCCUGCAGGCUACACCCGGCCUGACCCUGCCCAGAGCCAUGUACUGCCCAUCUCUGUGAUGUGACCCCUGCCACUUGCACACCCAGCAUCUGCUCCUCUCCAGCACCGCUGCCCAGCUCCCCUUACCAGUCUGAACCCCUACUGGAGCCAGCCCAUGCCAGGGUGACACCCAUCCUGCAGGGGCCAGGCUAUGAAUUCACACCGGACGCCUGGGUUCCAUCCCAGCUCUGGGAGGGGAGUGGCACACCCCCACUGGCCAACUCAACUCUAUAGCUGCUGCCCAUGUCCCUUUAAGACCCCUUGUGAUCUCACAGAAUCCUGAUGUCAGAGGUCAUGGGGUGAGGUGACUGUUGUAUCCCAUGGUGACACUUGUGAAGUCAGGUCAGGGGAAUCCCUGCUCCCUCUCCCCUACCUGGGGUCAGGACCAGAUCCUGUCUCUCACAUGGGGCCCUUGGGCUAGUGUGACACCCUUCACACAAGGACCCUGCUCCUCGCACAAGGACUGCGCCCAUCACACAAGUCCUCAGGCUUUGCAAGAGGAGAGCCAAGAGGGAGGAAGGUGGCCCCUUGCAUAAGGAAGCUGCCCCUCCCUCUGCAGCACCAUGGCCUAUGUGGUAGUGAAAACCAUCUGGCAGUCGAAGGAAAUCAAUGAGGCUGGGGACCCGCCCUCUGGGGCAGAGACCCAGGCCCAGAGUGCCAGGGACCUGCUGGGCAAGGCUGGUGCCAAGGCCCUGCUCAAGAAGAAGAAGGCGGUGUCUUUUCAUGGGGUGGAGCCCCCCCUGGCCAGCGAGGGCCCUCCCAGCCGCCUCAACCUGAAGCGCUCAUCAGCCUGCACCAAUGUGUCACUGCUGAACCUGACAGAUGGGGAGCGCGACGACUCCACUGAGUCCACGGACGACAGCCCCUCCCGCGGCCCAUUGCACCCACCGGACCCUGCUGGCUCUGAGGAUGACACUGAUGCCCCCACCCCAGUGGACAUGGCAACCAGUGGCCUGGUUCGUGCCAAGGACUCAGUCACCAGUCUCAAAGAGCGGGCGUCCCGCGUCAACAGGCGAGUCCAGAGCCUGCAGAGCGAGUGCUCCAUGCUGUGUGAGAACCUGGAGCGGCGACGCAGGGAGGCGGAAGACCUGGAGGAGCACUGCACACGGCUGCAGGAGAGCUGCCGGAAGGUGAGCCAGUCAGUGGAAGACGCUGAGAUCAAAACCAACCUGCUCAAGAAGAACUCAGUGCUGCUGGAGGAGAAGCUGCGCUCACUGCAGCGCCAGGCACAGGGUGGGGACCUGAGCUGGCCAAAUCCGGAGGCACUGGGUAUCCCCAAGCCCUUCCUGGAGGUGACAGGGGGCAGCCUGGCUCCCCAAGGCUGCCCUGGGACACUGGAAGAUGAAGAGAAUGAGGAAGGCAGCACCACUGAGGCCCUCAAUAGCCUGCAGAAGGUGCCAGCAAGGACCUGGGACAUGAGACUGGAAGGGCUGCAGCUGGAGAGCAGCCUGGGGCCACUGAAGUGGCUGGAGCAACUGCGGGCCCGGUGGGAGCGUGACUGGCAAGAACAGAGUCAAUGCCUGCAGGGGCAGCUGGACGAAGCCUCCACCAUGGCGAAGUGCACGGUGCUAUCUCUCACUCAGCUCCAGUCUGACCUAGAGCAGCUGAGGCAGAUCAAGCCCCUACUGGAGGACCUCUCCUGGCAGCUGGGCACCCUCAGAGGCCUGGAGGUGCCCAGCAGAGCCACUGGUGCCUGUGCCAGCCAGGGCUGUGCCAUCAUGGAGAGCUUGCGGCAGAUGGUGGAGCGUGCGGUGGCACCUGUGCUGGAGGAGCUGAAGCAGCGUGAGGGCACCCGGACAUCCUGCCCUUCCUGCCAGAGGCUGCACAGCAAGAUACUGGACCUGGAGCAGGAGGCUCUAGAGACCCAUACCCAGGUGGAGACGCUGAAUUCCAGCCUGCGCCUGGCCCAGGAUGAGGCCCUGAGAGCCAAGACCUACCUGGAGCAGGCCUGGAUCAGCCCCCAGGAGAAGCCCCUCAGUCUUGACCCCCUGCACACACGGCUCAGCUCCCUGCAGGCCCAGCUGUCAGCAGAGGGAGCCCCCCUGGUAUCCCUCAAGCCCUGCAGCAGGGAGAACCACAGCCUCCAGUAAAGCCCUGGGAACCAUA